AUGUCCAAAAGACCCGCUUCCGAGACCUCAGGGACCACCACAAAGAAGGCCAAGCUCGCGCCUUUGCUCCCAUCCGUGCCGUCCAGCACCUCGACUGCGGCAUUCCGUGUCAUUGCGGGAUCAUAUGAACAUGUGCUCUAUGGACUCGACGCCAUGUUUGAUUCAGCAGCUGGGAAGGGUAGUAAUGCACACAUGGAACCAGUCUUUAUCUUCCCGGCACACAUGGCCGCAAUGAAGACCCUCGCUGUCGGAGGACGGUAUCUCGCCUCGGGUGGUUCAGAUGAAAUUAUCAAACUCUACGACCUCAAACUCCGGAAAGAUCUCGGUACACUACAUGCCCACAACGGCUCCAUCACACACCUCUCCUUCCCCACGAAACAGCAUUUACUGUCGAGUGAUUCGACUGGAACGAUCGUGGUGUGGAGAACGAAGGAUUGGGAGAAUAUGGCGACGAUGAAACAGAAAUCUUCGGUACAAGGCGGGAAGAAGGGGAUUACGUCUUUCGCUGCACACCCAUCGGGGAAGAUCGCGCUCUCGGUUGGUGAGGAUCGUCGUGUUACGCUGUGGAAUCUCAUGACCGCCCGCCGUGCCGCAGUCAACAAACUCCCCCUCCAACCAACCAAACUCGGAGACCCACUCAGUGUCGCGUGGAGUCUGAGUGGAGAGAGAUAUGCAGUGAUGUUUGAUAGACAUCUUGUGGUGUAUGGGACUGCGACACAGACGGUUGUUGGUGGGGUACAGUGUGUUAGUAAGAUGCAUUGCUUUGCGUGGUUGGAUGAGGAGCGUGUGGUUGUGGGUCAUGAAGAUACCAAGAUCCGGGUAUGGAAUCCUAUCGCGCCUCCCGACACGGAAACCGAAGACGUCGAGCGAUACCGCGGUACUGAGGUGGAAGUGUGGUCCGGACACCGCGCACGCGUAAAGUGCAUCGAACGUGCACCCUCGCCUCACACCAAUAUCUUCGUCACAGCUUCUUCCGAUGGUGAGCUCAAGCUCUGGCGAGUCGGGUCCAAGAUCGUCGCAGGAGAAGCGGAGGGGGAGACGAAGGAGAUUGGAAGUUUUGAGUGUGGGAAUAGGAUUACGUGUUUGACGGUUGCGGAUGUUGGGCAUGUGGAGAAGUUGAAGGAGGAGGUUGAGGAGGAGGAGGUUAAGACCGAGGUGGAAAGUGAGGGGGAGGAGGAGGAGGAGGAGUAG
Saitoella complicata NRRL Y-17804 is the source of this 1191-nucleotide messenger RNA. Its product is annotated as WD40 repeat-like protein. The record is from RefSeq and is a predicted model, not a curated record. The transcript has a single exon. The coding region runs from base 1 to 1191 and encodes 396 amino acids. Gene Ontology annotation, molecular function: protein binding. NCBI's taxonomy places the organism in Eukaryota, Fungi, Ascomycota, Saitoellomycetes, Saitoellales, Saitoellaceae.